Molecule: messenger RNA, 1557 nt
Organism: Pestalotiopsis fici W106-1
Lineage: Eukaryota; Fungi; Ascomycota; Sordariomycetes; Amphisphaeriales; Sporocadaceae
Exons: 2
Coding region: 1-1557 (518 amino acids)
Cellular component (GO): membrane
Source: RefSeq, a predicted model, not a curated record
AUGGCGAACAACAGGAGCCCUAGCCGCAGAGGCUCUGAUGAUACAUUGAACGAUACCAUGCGCGUACUUGACGCCGAGGACGGGACGUUUCAUUCAGCCCGGCACUACAGACAACCACAUCGAUCUGUUGGCUUCUGGCAUCAAGGACUGAGCAAAGUAAGGGCAGAGGUGAUCAAGAAAUGGGCGCUCACUGUGCUCAUCCUAAUAGUCUUCAUCAUGGCUGUACUCGCCCUAUACUGGGCGGUCCUUUCUCGUGUGCAAGAUAAUAUGCGCUCCCUGACUGUGCAAGUGGUCGAUUUCGACGGCCAGGUUGCUCCGUAUGAUAGCGUGGUGCCUUUUAUAGGACCAAUGGUGACCGAGCUGGCUCAGCAGACCAUGGACAUGGUGGACGUUCCCUCGGUUGGGUAUGAAAUCGUUCCGGUCCGCAGCUUUGACUGGGAUCCCAUUGCGGUCAGACAAUCCGUCUAUGACUUCCACAGUUACGCGGCCAUUAUCGUCAACCCCAACGCAACGGCGCUGCUGGUUGAUGCUGUCGCGAGUGGAAAUGCCACCUAUGAUCCGACGGGGGCGAUUCAGAUGAUUAUCUUGUCGGCGCGGUCCGAGUCCACGUACUACAAUUAUAUUAUACCGCAACUCCAGGCGUUUACCGAUAAACUCAUGUCCCAGUUCGGACCGGCCUGGACGCAGCGUCUCGCGAGCAACGACUCCGUCACCAAGGAAAUGCUCAGCGCCGCGCCCACGGCCGUCAACCCGGGUAUCUCGCCCUUGAUGAUCGACCUGCGGCCAUUCCAGCCCGCGGCGGCCACGCCGUCGGUGAGUAUUGGCCUCAUCUACCUCAUCAUCAUGGCCUUUUUCUCCUUUUCCUUUUUCCUGCCCAUCCACAUGCAGUACAUUCAGCCCGCCGGUCACCCGCCGCUGCACUUUUGGCAGUUCAUCGUCUGGCGCUGGGUCGCGACCGUGACCGUCUACUUUCUCGUCUCGCUGGCCUACUCGCUCGUGUCGCUAGCCUUCCAGAUUCCCUUUUGGACGCCGCCCGGCAGCUCCGUCGACGUGGCUUUUGGCGCGACGGCCUAUGGCCGCGGCUCGUUCCCCGUGUACUGGAUGAUCAACUUUGUCGGCAUGAUUGCCCUCGGCCUCGCCUGCGAAAACGUGGCCAUGAUUGUCGGCCAGCCCUGGACUGCGCUGUGGCUUAUCUUCUGGGUCAUUAGCAAUGUGUCGACGGGCUUUUACAGCCUCGAUCUGGCGCCCGGCUUCUUCAAGUGGGGAUAUGCAUGGCCUCUACACAAUAUUGUCGAGGCGAGCCGAUCUCUCCUCUUUGAUCUGCACUCGCGGAUCGGGUUGAAUUUUGGCAUCUUGGCGGCCUGGUGCGCAAUCAACACGGCCCUCUUCCCGCUGUGCUGCUACUUUAUGCGCUGGAAGAUGGAACAUGGUCAGCGAAAGUCGCAAAAGGCCCAGGAUCGGUAUUCCGUGGAUACGAAUAAUGGCCAAUUGGAGUUUGCAAAGGAGCAAGGACAGUUGCCGCCAAUCCGAAAGAGAGGAUUCCUGAGAGGUGUAUAA